AACGUGCGUUUCCUCGAGAUCGGAUGCUCUCCCUGAUCUUUUGAAAAGCAUUCAUCGGCUUUUUGUUCCUUCUCCCGACGAGAUUCUUAGCAGAAGCGUUCUCAUAUUAUUGGCAAACCAAAUGCAAAACAAAAGAACGAAAUGCAACAUUUCUGUUGGAACAACAAUGAUGCAGUUUGUACAAAUGACUUGAGUACGAAGUAUGAAGAGAGAGGGGAAUGAAGAGGAGCAUGCGCAGAAAUAUGUAACACCAUUAAGCCUCGAACGAUCCCAACUCGAGAGGGGAGAAACACAGAGAGUCAAAUGACGGGAACAAUAACGUAAAGUUCUUAGUAGAGCCUGUGCAUACGAGGAAAAGUGUUUGUUUCGGAGGUAUAUUUUCGUCGUAUAAAAAACACGACUAUCAAUUACUUUCCAACUAUAAAAGACUACUGUUGAGCGAAUGUUUGUGCAACGAUAUAUACAGUGAAACAUUUCUAAACAACAUAGAAUUAAUAAUCCAAGUAUUUAAAAAAAAAGGAUAAUAUAAGAUUUUUUAAUAGUUUACUAGAUUUCAAUGCUUUUGCUUAUUACGGUCGAAACGCUUCAAUUAAUCAUGCUAACCUUUCACGGCCUAUAUAACUUUCAAACGUUACUUUCCAUUCGUUAAUAGAAUAGAGCCAUUGGAAAAAGUAAUGUUAAGAUUAAAUCGAAUAUUAUUUUUGAGUUAUCAGUAAAUAGUGUGAUGCUAGUCAAGUGUAGUAUAUAUUUUACAGAAUAUAAGAACGUUAGGGGAUUUCGUUCUUAGAUAUUCUGUCCGAAUAACAGUACCACCUUAAAGUUUCUCACAUCGUUCUGUCGUGUCGUCUUGAAUACUUGCACGCAGGAUUUGUGCUGUAUGUAAAUACAAAUGCGUCACGUUAAAACAAUAUUUGUACGUUUUAAAAUCGUCACAUAAUAUUUCACACUUGUACAUGGUUAAAAAGGUAUUUAUUGAUAUAUCUGCGAAUAAAAUAUGUAUGAAAAUAAUUUAACCUUCACCUUCGAAAUCGAUCUGUUUGUAAUUCGAUAACAAUAAAUAUUAGAUAUAAUUCGUGACUUGUUACGAUAGUUGUCAAUGUAGCGUCAACGAAUAUCAUAAGAUAUCUCUAUUUAUUUAACUGUGCGGAAGACGCAAUCGUAAAAAUCCCAUCAAAGGUUACUAUAUAUCUGAGGGACAAAGUAAAUCUAUGCUGUAAUGCUUAUUUUUGACAAAGGAACUGUAUAAACAUAUAAAGUCUUUAAUUAUACUAAAAUUAAUACAAAACAUAAUAUAUAGAUAUAUUUACUAAUAAUUACUAAUUAUUACUAAUUUAAAUGCAAAGAACGAACAAUUUUUAAAAAUAUUUAGAAUUAGAUUUAACACGUAUCUGUUAGAUCAACUGCGAUUUCCGGAGGAUUAAAAAUAAAUAAUAAAGAAAGAAAUAUUACAGAAAUGACUAACUUAAAUCAACCGAUAUUAAAAACAAUCACGUUUUAAAUAGGGAUAUGCACAUGUAAUAAGAUUACGAUAGAUACGACAAAACUUUAAGAGAGGCUAUUUUUAAUACAGUGAAACCGAUUUUUAUAAAUUUUUAAUUAUUAUAAAUUUGGACAAAUAUGAUUACCGACUCAUUUUUUCCGAACAAACAAGUAUCGCUUCUUAAAGAUUUCUAUAUAAGACAUCACAACGAUAUGAGAAACUUAUUACCUAUAUCGAAAUGGAAGGGCAGGCGCUCAAAAUAUCGAUCGAUUAUUGUCGAAAUUGUCUGAAUCACCGGAAGAGCUAAUAGCUACACGCGGAUGUGAUUCACGUUUAUAUGAAUUAAACGUGACCUACUGGAGAUAAAAAAGUAUUAUCAAUCGAGAACAAAUCUUCGAGAUGUUAUAUAUCUUAGUAAUUUUUCCGCAAACAAAACGCGCGAUAUGAUUCUAAUCCAAUUACUGACGUAUCUAAUUAUCAAUGUAAUCGGUACAUUCGACCCUUACCAUUGAGCUUAGCGUUUAGCAAUCUAUGUGUACAUUUCGCAUAAACACACAGUAUUAUGAAAUGUUGUUAUAAACAUACGACGUCUUAGUGUCAGAGAUUCCAAAGCCGUUACGUAUUAUGAAUAGUGUUUUAUUUUGGUAUUUUUUUCAAAUUGUACGAAGAAUCUCGUUCUGCAUUAUACGAUUGAUUUAUUCCGAGCCGUGAGAAACUUGAAUUGUAGUAGACUUUUAAGUAAGGUCAAAGUAAUGACAGCUAUGUCACACUAUUUAAUUCCGUAUUGUUAAACAUGACUCACCAUCAAUAACAUUUUUGAUAUGAAAAACAACAGGGGACUAGAGGAGGAAGUACGAUAUUUACAUACCAAUUCGUAAACGAUAAUUAUAAGAAGUUACGGUACUAUAGAAUUUUGUCAACUGAAUUUUCAUUCAUGUACAACUUGUUUAAGAAGUGAAUACAAAUGUAUCUUUAUUUACUAUGGUUACUGUGGAUCAGCAAUAUGACGCACGACACGGAAUGAAUCACAAAAUAUACUAAUUAACUAAUUGAUUAACAAGUAUUAAAUACUCUAAUGGAUCAAAUAUAAGUCCUUAUGCACCGGUUCAUCUAUAUAUAUAUAUAUAUAUAAUUGAAAUAUUUAACCCUUAUAUAUAUAUAUAUAUAUAAAUAUAUAUAUAUAUAUAUAAUUGAAAAAUUUAACCCUUCAAGAAUCAAAUAAAUAGACUUACAAAAUGAAGAUACGAAACAUCCAUGUAUGCUUUCUGUUUUUCUGCAUAAUAUGGGGAACAUUGAGUAUAAAAUACGAUACAACAUUGAUCGACGAAAUGCGAAAUAAGUUGUUGCAAUUGGAGAAAACAUUAGAGAGAGAUUUGUUUCACUCAAGGCUCCACGAGUUUGAAGAUGGUGGAAAGUACCUAUGGCUCAUAAAAAGUUUCAAGAAAUUCGGCGAUGAACUAGAACGAAACUUCUCAACCAAUGGUUAUGAAAAUUUAAAUGCAUUGAGUUCUAUUUGGUUAUGGGCUCGAACAGAAAACGAACUAAAAAGAAUAGAUGGUCUGUACCAAGUUUUUCGAACGAUGCAAGAGGAGAUAGUCGGCAGAAAGAUUCCUCUUGAUAUACCGAAGCUGAGCGAUUUCUGGGAUAUAAUUCUACACGAUCCGAAUGCGUCAAUUGUACGCGCCCUCACUCGAAUCGGUGACCUGAUAGUGCACGAAAAAUUGUUCGUUUCGGCUUAUCAGGAAGCAGCUUCGCAAAUUUGUAAUGAAAAUCAGUCGCUUCAGCAAUUGCUCUAUAAUUUAUAUACAACGGUAACCCUAACGGAAAUCAAGGGUUAUGGUAUGAUCCAAUUCUCUUAUAAGCUGCUGCGGCUUUAUAACCCAGGUACUAAUUUCACUGAAGAAAUGGAAGUGGUGAAGCAACAGUAUGAGACGAGAACGAUGGAAACUCUGCGGGCUGUUAAAACAGCCAUGGCGUUUGCUCCACGACAACUCUGGAGAUGUGAUGCGAGAUCACAUAAAUUAGAUGAAACAUACACCAAAUUAACACAGUUGUUCCAAGGAUAUAUCGUGAACGAAGUGGACUUAAACAAGGACUCGAGUUGCAGAGAAAAUUGUGCUUAUUACGAAUAUUCGAAAGUUCAUGGAUGUUACAAAAAUCAAUUUUGCUCCCAACAGCGCAAAUGUAACGGUCGAAUACUAAAAUGCGAAUAUAUUGAUUCCGAUAUGUGGAUUUGUCCUUCGAUACAGGAAAGUGAUCGAAGAUACGAAUACAUAGAAUAUGAAAAUGGUCGACUGUUCGGACAAAAAGAUACUUGCAAGAGAGGAACAACCAAAGUAGAUAGCUGGUGGCGUUGGUUAUUCUGGCACUGUAGCUAUUGUUUUUGUUACUGUGAUGACAAUAAUAUAAACUCUGAUCGAUACUUUAGCUUAAGGGAAGUUGUAUCUGAUGUAGCAAACAAUAAAGUCGUGACGGGCAUCCGAUUCAAGAAAGUGAAGCAAAUAAUACAUAUGCAGAUACAGGAAGGUGAAUUGAUGCCACAUGGAUACAUUAAUAAAUCCUCUAUAUGGUGGAAACCAAUAGAAGAGUUCAGUGUAUUAAAUAACAAUGUUAAAAAUGGUGUUGACUAUCACACAUUAUCAUGGGAAAAAAGGGGGUUAGAUUUAGAUGAUCUAGUCCUUGAUGACAAUUUGCUUUUGACAGGACUCAAGUUCCGAAUGAUUGGUUCACGAUUAAACUUAGAAGCAAGAAUGACAUCUUUUAAUUUCACGACUGGGAAAUUAAUAAAACCGCUAGAAAGGAGUUUCUGGAUCAGUCAUGAUAGAACCAAUAGAACUGAAGUGACAUUUGAGAAUCCUGAUAUACCAACUCGAUUACCUCUUCUAGCACUACCAGACUCGAAACCAUUCCAAUACCUGAAUUUUGCACCAAGCGAUCAAAAAAAAGACGUUGCUCAAAACACAAUACCAUUCAUUGAUAUUCAACCAGUAGAAUCAAAUCCACCAGUUCCAAUUGCAGGUGCCGGAAUUUUUCACAAAGGCCGACCAGGAUCGGGUGGAUUUGUAGCAAUGAGAUUGAUUACAUAUGAUUUUAGUAAACAUUUACAAGUUGAUUUAUCUCCUUCUGCAGAUACAGUUAUCGAUGCUCCAAAUGAAAUAAGAGUAGUAUGAAUGUAAUUUAUACGCGUAUUACUAAGAUAUAGUUCGUAACUAUCUUUUGUGUUUUAUUUCUACUUUCAUAUGUCUUUCAUUAAUUUACAUUUAAGUCUGAUAAGUGUGAUUUAUAAAAUUGAUUAUAUAUCAGUAAUAACUCCCUUUUUUUAGAAACAAUUCUCCAUUAAACAAUUGUUUUUUGUGCCAUCUUAGCAUGUAUAACUCUUUUAAAACAACAUAUCACAAAAGUUAAA
Bombus huntii is the source of this 4886-nucleotide messenger RNA. RefSeq lists its product as uncharacterized. The record is from RefSeq and is a predicted model, not a curated record. The transcript has 10 exons. The coding region runs from base 2716 to 4650 and encodes 644 amino acids. Lineage: Eukaryota; Metazoa; Arthropoda; Insecta; Hymenoptera; Apidae.